AUGGCUGUGCAGAAGCAAAGGCCGCGAAUGGACCUUGUUCCAAGCCAGGUGGCUCCAGCUGUGAUGGACGAUGCCUCUUUGCAGCUGGCUUCAAGCUGUGCGCAGGGCAUGUCGGAGCAGGAUCUCUACAACCAGCUUGCUGCGUCGGGGACCUCGCAGAUGGAAGUUUGGAGAAACACUGUGCUCCGACUCCUGCUGUCGCCACACCAGCGGCCUUGUGCUGCAAUGAACACCUUGCGAUCCUUGGGCGCUUUGGGCUUUCGAGCGUCUCCUGAACAGCUUGAGGCGCUGUGCUGGCUCUUGGACAUCACAGGAAGCCGUCGUGUGCGCCCUGGGGACGCGCUUGACAAGGGUGUUCGCUGGCGUGCUUGUGCCGUUCUUGAUGGCUUUCUGCGAGGAUUGUCAAGACAAGGCUUCGCAAAGCUGCCCAAAGAGCUUCAAGCCUGCUGCAUGUCGGUUUUGCUGGCGCGUUGCUCCGACCGUUGUUCCGAUGUACGUCAAGUGGCCAGCGAAGCGCUAAGCACCUUGGGAGGAUUGGACAAGGAGACCUCAGAAGUCUUGCGGCAGAGAGCCUUGAGUGAUUGCAACGAAUGCGUCAGGGCAGCUUGCGUAUCCGCGUUGCUUCAAGGCAGCCAUGCUGACACCGCUUUGGAGAUCAUAUCAGCUAGCAGUCUGGACCUAGCACCUCGUGUCCGGCGGCGCGUGCUGGAUUCCAUGGACUUGACCAAGCUACAAGGCGACCCGGAAUCACUCUUGGCAGCGGCGUGGCGCAAAGCAGUGCUACAAGGUCUUGGUGAUCGCCUACGCUCAGUGCGCCUGGCUGCGGUGCGAUGUCUGGUUGCUGACGUGCAACAGCUUGGGGAUAGGGCAUUGUGCCUGAGAGAUGUUGAUUUUGCUGCAGGAGCAACUUCGCGGAUCGUGAGCGGCAUCGCAGGGGUGGUGCGCCAGCCGAACAUCUUCGACGCAGAGGGAGAAGGUUCCUCCCGUGCACUCCGCGAGUUGUUGCGGAGCUUUGACACUGACAAGAGUUUGGAAAAUGCAUCUGUGGCUGAAGCCACAAAGGGUCAAGUUCUCUGGGCCCGCAUCACCUUGCACCUGGCCACUGUGCUGGGAGAAGCUUCACCCACAGAAGAAAUGGUACAAGAGAUUCAGAAGUGCAUGGCGAUGCUGCAUGAGUCCUCCAGCGGCUCGAAGAUGAGGGAUGAGGCCCACUUCAAGUUGUGCCAGUGGUUGAACUGCGCCUUGGUGUGCGACAUGCCAGCGGAAUCAGCAGGUCGUGAGCAACUUGUCCAAGUAGCUGGAGCUGCCCUCAAGGUGUCACCAUUGCAGCAAACCGUCAAAGCCCUCCUCGAAGAUGGCAUCUUCCCGGGCGGCUUUUUGGGCGAUGAGCGGUCUUCGGACCCUCCUUCCUUUGAGCUGGCAACGUUGCUUCUCCGGCGAGUCAUUGCUGAUGGGAGCACUUUUGAUGUGAAUGGAGCACAGGCUGCAUCUGCCGCUGAGGUGUUGUUCUCUUCCUUUGCUGCGGCAAUUUUCAACAACCUGAAGAAGGAAAGAGAUGCAGCCAAUGAGAAAUUGCUCGAAGCCCAAGAUGAACUGAAGCAGAUGGAGAAGGAUCUAGAAGACCAGCGCUGGGCAGAGGCUGCACCUUCAUGGAUCAAAGCGGCAAAGGGGUCGACGCCACACAAGGCUAUCGAAGACAUGGGCGAAGACAUCGAGGCGCUUCGAGAAGAACACCAUCAGUGCUGCCUGCGCGCCCUGCUUCUGGCGACAGCCUGGUUGAGAUACAGCCGCUGUCCCCUGCAACGAGAUUCCAAGCAGAGACAACUUCUGCAUACGGUUUUGCUGCCAGUCGUCACCGAUCCGGUGCAACCCGUCUACAACAAGGUGGCAGCCAUCCAUGGCAUCGCAAUCUACGCAUCCAAGAGCGAGGAGUAUGCCUUGUCGCUGUGGGACUUCUUUGUGAAGCUCUUGGAGGAACAAGAUCUCGAACAAUUGAAUUCCAUUCGAAUCACGGAGCUCUGCGUGCUCUUCAUUUGCGACUCACUACUUCAUCCGGCUGCUCGUGAGAAACGCCAGAACGCCUCAGUGAUCCUGGCGAGGACUGUCAUGUCAGUGGAGGAAAAGACUGCUCAGACUGGGAGAGCAGCCUUGCACCAUUUGCGCGCGGUGUUGUGGGAUCGGGUUUGCUGCUUGGCCCUUCAAGGCAUGUUGGAAGGUGCAAGCGGAACUUGGCUCUUGGGAAAAGGACUGGAGGUUGUUUGCCGCUCUUCUGGGAAAGGCAGCGAAGGUGAAAAGCGCUCAUGCAGAAAGAACCAAAAGAGGCACAUGCACGAAGCAUACACGUCUCUGGGGUUUCAGUCAGAAGCGAAGUCUGGUGAGAGCAUUCUGGGCUUGCUGGAUGUAGGCGAUGAUCCGAUUCGCCGAGCAGUGCUUCGCAGUCGUUUGAUGAGAUUCUUCGCCUGCUUGACAAAGGUCUCUGCCGAGCAUGCUGCACUGCUACUGCAGGCAGUAGAGGCCUUCUUUGGGGCACGCCUCUACUGCGCCCAUCUCUCUGGUCCGGACAAGGAAGCCAAGGAAGCAAGCAAAUCAUGUGCAGUUGGAGCUGUCCGUUUGGUUUGUCACUAUUUGGGCAAAGCCAAAGAGAGCCUAGCAUCAUAUGGCUGUGAUGCAGCUGAACUGCAGCUGAAUGUUAUCAAGCAGACUGCUGCAGCUUACUUGUCUGCCCCAUGUGCUGAAGCGAAAGGGUUGGCUCAUGCACUGGGAACGGCCAUUUUGGCUUCAGCAGAUGGUGGGCCAUGCUUCGAUUGGGCGGGAAAAAACACAGACAAACUGCGGGACGCAGCUCGAUCUCUGUUGCGAGAUUGGUCGCCAGCUACUUCUGCCAAGACCACAACAUUGCUGCUGCAAGAAAUCCACUAUGCUGGCCAGGUGCCUCCGGAGACCGGACGUGAGUUUGCACAGGAAGCACUGGAUUCAGCUGCGGAUUUCCGACAUGACCUUGCAGUACUUGGCUUGACGCCAAUUGCCAAUCCAGGAGUUCGAGGACCCACCAAGACGUUGUAUGUUCCCAACCCAAGGGUUGGCUACUGGCGCAAACCUGAGCCCACUCAAAAGCCCCGCCAGCUUCCAGACCAGCUUCCAGAUCAAAUGGAGGAGGAGGAGGAGGAAGAGUGGGAGGAGCCCAGCCCUGAGAUGGUGUCUCGUUGGGAGAUUCUUGAUCGCCGUGGCGCUCGACUUGCGCUGGUUCCACGCGGAAGUGGCUUGACACUUGGGCGACACCGGGGCUGCGACAUUUGUGUCGACACGAGCUCAGUCAGUGCUCGGCAUUGCCUCAUUACCUGUCUGACUGGAAGCAAGAGAGAUUCGUUAAUUCUCCGAGACCUAUCCAGCAACGGCACCUUUGUCAAUGGCAUCCACUUGAAAGAAGGCGAAGAGCUUGGCCUCAGUCAUGGAGAUGUGAUUACCUUGGCUACUCGAGAUGGACAGGCAUUUGAGGUAAGGCAGUGCCAAGUGAAGAAAGGAGAGGAUCACAUGCCUGGAGAAAAGCUGCAGGCCGCAGCAGACUUUCAAGCUGUUCCUGCGCAGGUAUCAGGGGUGAAACGGCCAGCUGAGGCCCCGAAAGAUCAAAGUGCUCCGCCACGUCGCCUUCGGCGAAAGACGAAAGAUCCAAAGUGGGUUGUCGUUGAGCUUUCGCCAGGCCGGUUCGUCCUUCCAAGCGGUCAUGCACGAACACAGCCCGCAAGGGCUUUUCCGGCGCAGACCGUUAAAACUGGUUGGACUUUGUUGAGCACAGGGAGCGUCGUAGUGCUGGUUCUCCAAGCUCUCAAUCAAAGGUUCCUUCCUGGCUUCUUCAUGAACAGGGCAGUGAGGAAGACUGGGCAAAGGCUGGAAAGGACAGAGCCCGCCCCUGCACGGCCGGUCGAGGAGGAAUACAUCAAGGACUUCAUCAAUUCACCUCAACGUAAAGCUUUGAGCACCCCUUCCUUCUUGGUGGUCAGUGGUUCCCAAGGCAUUGGGAAAUCAACCAUGCUGAACAAUCUCAUGUGUGAGCAUGUGAAGAAUGGCAAAAGGGUGCUUCCUCUUGAUAUUUCUGUUCGUCCUGGUGAGGACUUGAAGCUGAACGAGGUCAGCGUGUCUGCUGUGGCCGACAUCAUUCACCGAAAGGUUUACAUAAGGCUGGUUGUGGUCCGACCGCUGCCUUUCGAAGACUUCACAUCUGUGGUCAAGGAGGUGGCAAAGCAGGGAAACGACUUCCGGACGCUGAACAAGGUUCUUGCCGAAGAUGACAUGGACGAGGUGUUGAAGCACUACUACAUCCGCGUGGGGGGCAACUUGGGCGCCUUGGACUUCAUACUGGAAGACGUCUCCGGAGAAGGUCAGAAAGGUGCGGAUGCGGUCAUCAAGCAGGUUGAGCAGUGGUACAAGGAGAGGGUGGAACCAAUUGAAAAGAAAUUGGAUGACCAGGAAGUGAAGGACUAUCUCUUCAAGGUGGCAGAGGCAGGACCCAUGGGGUAUCUCCCAAACAGCAAGCAGACGACCCAAAUGAAGUUGAAGCUUCUUCGUGAGGAGCCAGCAGACUGCGUCCUGAGGAGAACAACCAAUUUAAGAGUGGCUUUGAAGCAUUGGCAUUUCGUCGCCAAGCUCUUUCAAGAGGAUGAGCAGAAGUUGAGGGUUUACAUAAGGCUGGUUGUGGUCCGACCGCUGCCUUUCGAAGACUUCACAUCUGUGGUCAAGGAGGUGGCAAAGCAGGGAAACGACUUCCGGACGCUGAACAAGGUUCUUGCCGAAGAUGACAUGGACGAGGUGUUGAAGCACUACUACAUCCGCGUGGGGGGCAACUUGCGCGCCUUGGACUUGAUACUGGAAGACGUCUCCAGAGAAGGUCAGAAAGGUGCGGAUGCGGUCAUCGAGCAGGUUGAGCAGUGGUACAAGGAGAGGGUGGAACCAAUUGAAAAGAAAUUGGAUGACCAGGAAGUGAAGGACUAUCUCCUCAAGGUGGCUGAGGCAGGACCCAUGGGGUAUCUCCCAAACAGCAAGCAGACGACCCAAAUGAAGUUGAAGCUUCUUCGUGAGGAGCCAGCAGACUGCGUCCUGAGGAGAACAACCAAUUUAAGAGUGGCUUUGAAGCAUUGGCAUUUCGUCGCCAAGCUCUUUCAAGAGGAUGAGCAGAAGUUGAGGGAUGCAGGAUACAUGUGA
Cladocopium goreaui is the source of this 5196-nucleotide messenger RNA. Lineage: Eukaryota; Dinophyceae; Suessiales; Symbiodiniaceae. The record is from the annotation of a GenBank genome assembly.